Messenger RNA from Opisthorchis viverrini, 765 nucleotides. RefSeq lists its product as hypothetical. The transcript is spliced from 5 exons. The annotation marks the transcript as partial. Lineage: Eukaryota; Metazoa; Platyhelminthes; Trematoda; Opisthorchiida; Opisthorchiidae. The record is from RefSeq and is a predicted model, not a curated record.
AUGACAACCACAUACAGAACUGCCGAAAUGAAUGCACCCUACGUAGCAACCAGACACAGGAGAUUGAAACCACGCAGAAGAGGAGGAAUUAACCCACUCAACCCUGCACUGACGGUGUCACCUCGAUUGGUGAUGAAACGUUUGCAAUCCAACUGCCAAGCUCGGCGAACAGACCAACAACCAAAGAACAGGCACAUGCCUAGGUGCAGUAUUCUCGAGCAAGUCGAACUUCCACGACCGGUUUCGCCCUUUUGGGGCUCAUCAGGUAGGCGCAGUCCCCGGGUUUCCGUCAACCUUAUGUUCUACUUGAAACCAAAUUGCACGGAAUUAGCGAAUUACAACGGUUGCACUAAGGUUUACAUAGGACAAACUGCCAGGGAAUUGCACACCAGAAUUGUUGAGCAUAAGAGAAGUAUUAACAAACCACCAAGGAAUGCAGAAGAAUACCAAAUGCUGGUCAAAGAUUCAGCGAUGGUGGUACAUGCCUUAGACACGGUAUAUAGAACAGAUCUGGAGAAUGUGGAAGUUUUAAGACGGGGACUGCGAUUCACACCACAGCGGCUGAUAGUCGAGACGGUGGAAAUUACUAAGCAUCACGGCGCGAAUAGAAUGGAGGGAUAUAGCGCCGCUCAUCCUUCAAUCACGGGAUCCACAUCACGCGGUCACGUGUUGACUGGCUCCUCGAGCAACGACUUCUCAGAUAGAAGUUUCACUCAUCGGGUGAAGUUUAUUCUUCCAAUGAGCUACUUAUAUAUUGUUGGUAAU